Messenger RNA from Neofelis nebulosa (Clouded leopard), 13877 nucleotides. Its product is annotated as proline-rich protein 36-like. The record is from RefSeq and is a predicted model, not a curated record. Lineage: Eukaryota; Metazoa; Chordata; Mammalia; Carnivora; Felidae. The coding region runs from base 15 to 1286 and encodes 423 amino acids. The transcript is spliced from 2 exons.
GCCCAGUCAGAGAGAUGAAGGGGAAAGGGGGCAGGGGACUGUCAUCCAAAGUCUGGCGGGCUACCUCUGUCCAACCUCAUGCCUUCUCUCCUCUCCACUUUUCUCCCCCACCCUUUCUCGGUCCCGUCAGCCAUCUCUCAUCCCUCACCACCCCCACCCACUCCAUCUCUCCCUUCUACCCUCCCUGCCUCUUCCCUUCACAUUUCCGGGUUGUCUCUCUCUUCCUCUGCUGCCUUCCAAGUAACCCCUCUUCCCACCUUCCCCCACCUUCUCCCUGCCACAUUCUCUCCCUCCUAACUUCUCUUCCCUCUCUUUUUUCUUUGUCCCCACCCCUUCCUGCCCCCACCAGCACCUUCUGUCUUCUCCCCCCCACCUUCUCUCUUCUCCCACCCUCCAUGUCACCCCCCACCCUCUGUCUUCACCCCUCUCCCCAUACCUUCCCUUUACUCCUUGCUCUUUCCCCAAUUUUCUCUUCCCUCAGACCCUCUCUGUCUGACCCUCGCUGUCUGUCUACCGAUCCCCCAUCCCCCCACCCUCUUCUGACCCUCCCUCUCUCCCACACUCUUUCUCUCCUGCCCUUCCCUGGGGCCCCUCUCUUUUUCCUCCCUUUCUCCUCUGCCUUUUUUUCCCACCUCCUCACCGCCCCCUCCUCUCUCUUCCUUGCCCCUCCUCUCCGUCCCUCUUCUCACCCACAUUCACCCUCCUACAUAUCCUGCUUCUCCACUUCCCUGCCUUUCCCUGCCCUUCUUACUGAUCCCUCAUUUGCCUCUCUCCACUUCCUCCUCCCUCUCUUUUCCCACCCCUUUCCCUCCCAUCUCCUCCCCAGCACCUCUUCCUCUCUUACCUCCUGGCCAGCUCUCUCUCUCUCUCUCUCUCUCUCUCUCUCUCUCUCUCUCUCUGUCUCCCUCCCCCAACUCCCGUUCACUGUCGAAACCCUUCUUCUCACACCCCUCCCAUUGCUUCCUCAGAGCCCUCUCCCACUGCCAUUGCCGGGGCCUCUGGACUUUCUACCAAUGUCACCAGUGCACCGUCCACCAUCGCCACCUCCUUUGCUCAGUAAAAGUAGUGUAGCCGGUGAGACUGGCUUUUAUUCAGAGCAGUCUAAGGUCACAGAGGCCACACAAGGAGUGUGGUCCCCCAGGGAAGAAGAAACCUUUGAAGAGUGGUCCCUGAGAGGGCCUUGGGAGGAGCUCCCGCCAUCGCUGGGGGAGGGGGUGGGGCACAGGCUCACCAUCUCAAGGGAGGGGCUCACCUUCCAGCACCUGCACGGAGGGGGUGGAUUCUAGGCUGUUUCUUCUUCUAGCUCCAAUGUUCUCGAACCUUACAUUUUUUUGUUUAUAAAUAUAGCGACUGUGUUAUAGGAUUUAGAAAAUAAGAAGCAGGAGAAUUUGAGUUGGUGACCCAUACUGUACUCCGAUACAACCACUGCCAUUUUAUUUUGGUGUGGGUCUUUUUCGGCUUUUUGCUAUGUACUUGUAGCUAUAUGUGCAUGGAUUGUAAUAAAUAUAAUUGUAUGGCCUGGUGUUUAUUUACCUUCAUAGUCAUCUUCGAAGCCAGUAUUUUUAGUUGCUGAAUAUCUGACUUCAGGAUCUCGAUUUAUGUCACCAUUUCCCUGUCAACUGAGGAUUUAUGUUGUUUCCAUAAUCUUGAUAUUAUAAAUAGGGAUGUGACGGACAUAAUUUUCCUUUUUGUCCUUUAAGGAAUUCAGGUUGUAGGCAGGGUGACGUUUUAUGUCCAUUCUUUAUUUCCAUUACCCUUUGAAUGACUAGAAUGGCCGAUGAUGAUGAUAACGAAGAGGACUUGAGUCCAUGGGGAUUAGUGCAUGUGGAUCGGUGGGGUGCUUGCUGUCCCUGUGCUUGCUUUCAGUUUUAGUUCAAGAAACUAUGUGCUCUGCUCAUAUGGCUUCUUAUCCCUUCUCUACUAUAUGUGCUUCCACCCGUGUGUGUGUGUGUGUGUGUGUGUGUGUGUGUGUGAGAGAGAGAGAGAGAGAGAGAGACAGAGAGAGAGACAGAGAGAGAGACAGAGAUGGGAGAGGUGGGAGGGAGACACCUCUGAAGGAGACUGCUGCGAGGCUUUCAUAGUCCACAGCACUGUACCCUUUCCAGUGUACCAUUUUGAGGUGAUUAAUCCUGGUUUAGCAUUCAAGUGUGAGAUUAGGGUACACACAGUGAAAGGUGAAACGCUUGGGAGUUUGGUUCCUUCUCUUUCUUUUCCCCUUCCCUUCCUCCUUUGACUUUGUGCCCUGGCUGGCAUUGAAAGGAACUUUGUUUCCCAGAACCUUAUGGAAAACUGUGUCCUGCAGGCCCUGGGUCCUCAAGGUGACUUUAUAUUUCUCUGGGAUAUGGGUCUAAGUCCCGUGCUGACGAAGGAAAUAUCGUGGCUGUAAUGACCCCUUUGUGGUUUCUGAGCUUAGCUUUGUGUCAUUGUCAUAAGCUCCCCUAAAAAUAUUAUGCUUUUAGCUUCAAACAGUGCAAGGUAAGGCUGGUUAGAACCCCAGGAUCCAGGCUAGAAGAACCAUCUCAAAGCCUUGCCUUCAUGAUGCAUCAGUUUCGUUAACGAACAGCAUUGUGCUAAGUAUGUAUUCCUCAGCCGGCAAGUAUAUGCCAUAUGUCAGCUCAUGUACCUGGCAAAAAAUGAGUUGAGUAUUUAUGAUGCCCUCUCAGGGGCAAGUUUCUGUGAAAGUUCUAAACUUCAUAACAGUACAUGUUGGUGAGAGAGCAUUGAUGACUACCCUGUACCACACACUUUCUCCCUUUGUUACAUUUUCAGAUUGUGAACAUAAACCAGCCCGUACUGGUAGAAUAAACAAGACAGUUGACUCAAUAUUGCCAUAUACUGGAAUUCAAUUAAAUUCUACAAGUGUUUAUUGAGUGCCUGUUAAGUGUAAGAUUCGAUAACCAGAGGAACUCAGAGAUAUCUAAAGUUCCACUCAGUGACACAUUUUAGUUAACUUUCAUUUCCCUUAGUGGGAGGGAGCCUGUGAUGUGAUUAUUUCAUGAACCACACAAUGAAAUCAGCAGUUAAACCAAAGGCUGUUGGUUUGAAGAGAGUCUCUUUAUCCAGAAAGAGGAAAGGUGUUAAUUUGAGGAACACGCAUCAAGUUAGAAGACAACUUUCUGAGAUCUGGUGGUGUUUAGUCGGUCUCUGAACCUCCCUCCACCCUGGAGGUCUAGAGAGAAACCAGAUAGAGCAGCGUUUCUCAAAUGAGUAAUGUGGAAGGCCCCUUGACAGGGAAAGUGGUUUCCAAGAAUUCCUAUUUUGUCUUAAAUGUUUGAACGUGUUUGUUAGCUUUCAUUUAUUUAUUGCUUAUUGUGGUCAACUAUGAGUGACAUAAAAUUGACCAUUUUUACCAUUCUAGUGUAUAGUUCAGUGGCAUUAAGUGCAUUCACAUUGUUGUACAACUGUCACCACCGUCCUUCUCCAGAGCUUUUUAAUCUUCCCCACCUGAAACUCCAUGCUUCUUAAACACUAACUCCCCCUACCUCCCCCUCCUCCAGCCCUGGCAACCACUAUUCUCCUUUCUGUGUCUGUGAUUUUGACCCACUACAGGUACUUCAUGUAAAUGGAAUCAUCCAGUAUUGGUCCUUUUGUGACUGGCUUAUUUCAUUUGGUGUAAGGUCUUCAGGGUUCAUCCAUGUUGUAGCCAUGUGUCAGAAUUUCCUUCCUUUUUAAUUGCCUUAAACUUUUUAAUGACGACAGUACUGGAAAAUCCAGGCACUUAGCUAGAUAUAAGCUCCUUUUGGCUUUUAGCUCAUUUGUAAGUAUAAACCUGGCACAGAUUUGCAAAUUAAGUAUAAAUUAACCCAGUAGAGCUGAAAUCAACACUAAUAGGAGACACGAUGGUUCGUUUCAGAAAUGACGUUGUUGCUGGUGAUGUGACACGGUCACAUCUGCUUAAAGUGGCACGGUCUUUUGAGUUCACUUGCGUCUCCCUUCUCUUUUGUCUUUUCACACUAUGGUGAGAAUCCGUCCUCCAUACAGGCCUUUUCACUUUGCGCGAUGCCUUCAAAGCAGUUCGGAAAGUGAUAAGGUAUUUGAUACACACAAGACUAUAUGUAAUGUGGGUGGUGUCAAGAGUCAUUAUAAAAUAGAUACUCAGAACCCAUUCUCUCAAGUGCACUCUGGCUCAGUCCUCUGUCCCUGCCUUCUCUGGAGGAGAAGACCAUCAUGGGUCUGGUUUUUGUUGUGUUUUUUUUUUUAAAGUAGGCUCUGUAGAGCCCAGUGAGGAGCCUACUUAAAAAAAAAAAAAAAAAAGCCCAAUGCCGGGCUUGAACUCAUGACCCUGAGAUCAAGAGUCAGACGCUUAACCGACUGAGCCGCCCAGGCUCAUGGACAUCAUGGGUCAUCAUGGGUCUUUUUAAAAACAUCAUCAUUCCCUUCUUCUUUAACAAAUAGUUUUAGCAUUUCCACAUACAUCUCCUAAAAACAUGUUGUCUGGUUUUGCUUGGUUUUAGUUUUUUUUAAACUGGCACCAAACUGCACAGAGACUUGUGAUUUGCUUGUUGUCUCUCAUUUUAUAGUUUGUGUAUUUAUUAUUGUAUAUUUAUCCUUUCUCCUAGUGGUGGACUUUUCAUCGCUUCCAGUGUUUUGCUACUAUGAAUGGACUUCCUAUCACCAUUUAAUAGAUGUCUCUAGGUACACGUGUAAAAUAUGUUUUUUAAAGGCGUAUAGCAAGGAGUGAUUUUGCUGGCUUUCAAGUUGCUGGAUUUCCGAAGUGGUUGUACCAGAAUAUUCUCCCAGUGAAUGAGUGGAUGAACAAACUAAUGAAUGAAGAAGAGAACAUAUUUAUUGAAGGAGAGAGUAUAUGAGCUUUAGAAGAGAACGCCACAUUGGUUUUCAAAGUGUGUCAUCUCAGAGUGUAAACAUUUCUGCUGUUCCCGUGUCCACUGACGUUUGGUAUCCCAGAUAUAUUAGGGCUUAGGCUAAAUGGCUGUCACAGAGACCCCAAGAUAGCAUAGCUGUCUAUUUUCCUCUCGGGCGACUGCCUGCUGACCCCAGGACUGUUGAGGAUGAGUGAAUGGCUUUGCUCUGUAGGGUCAUCGGGGUCAGGUUCCUUCUGUCUUGUUGCCCUCUCCACCUUUCGUAGGGUGUUACCUUUGUGGCGUGGUAGGAGCUGGUUCACCUUCCCUGGUCUGCCUUCCGGCCCAGGGCCCCAGGCGAGAGGAAGGUGGAGGGCGAGCAGCUCCUCUCUUUAAAGGACGUGACUUGGAAACUGUCAUUCCCCAGCACAGCCCAUUGGUGAGAAUUUAGCUACAGUCUCAGCCCUAGCAGCAGGUGGGUCUGGGGGAUGUGAUUUCCACCUGGCCGGCCGCGUGCCCCCCACACACCGGGGGUGGGGGUAUUAAUUUCUUAUUCCUGCUGUAACAAAUGACCACAAACUUAAUGGCUUAAAAUGACACAGAAUUGUUGUCUUCUAGUUCGGGAGGUCAGGAGUCCACGAUGGGUCGGCAGGGUUGCAUUCCUUCCACAGGCUAUAGGGCAGGAUCUGACCCCUGCCUUUUGUAGCUUGUGGGGGCCGCUACACUCCUUAGCUAAUGGUCCCUUCCUCACCUCAGUCCAACCCCCUCCUCUGUCCUCACAUCCUCUCUGGCUCAUCUGCUUUCCUCUUCCAUGUUUUAAGGCCCUUGUGAUGACGCUGGGCCCACCCAGGUAAUCCAGGAUAAUCUCCCCAUCUCAAGGUCCUCAGCUUCAUCUCACCUGCAGAGUCCUCUCUGCUUGGUUAGGUAACAUAUUCACAGGUCCUGGGAAUUAGCAUAGGGACACGUUUGGGGGUGCCAUUACUCUACUGUGGAAGGAGGGAAGGGUUCUGUUUCUCAAACGAAGAAGGGGAUACUGGGAGGUACUCAUCAGUCUCUGCUGCAUCAUAUGGCCGCACUUUUGCCAAUCUCAUGGCUGUGGGUGAAUUUUGAAAGUAUUAAAUCGUCAGAGCUGGUGAACUUUCUGAAGACGGGAUUUCAUUCUCUUACCUUGUGAUUCCCAGGGUUCACGUGUCUAAAUAACGACAAAAGCAAACCGUAUAUUGGAGGUCUACUUUUUUCCUCACGAGUGUCCAUGCCCUCCGUCUGUCUUCCGUUUGCCGCAUUCCUUUUGUGAAGGCCAUUUCCAACCGCUGGCCUGCUUGUAGUUUCCUCAGGGAAGCCCACGGAGCAGCUGCCAUCGCUAGGAUUAAAUACAUGGUGUGUAUUAGGAGCGUGGCACAGAGUAGGGGCUCAGAUGAGUUACCAAUAAACAGCCAAAAAGGCCCCACUAGCACACUGUGCCAGAGCCCUCAGAUAUGUGAGACCCCCUCAUACAUUCUGUGCAUGUGGUAGGUGCACUGAUCAUACUCCCCUAUCCCACUAGCUUUGGGUCCCCCAGCUUUUGCGUCCCAUCUGUUUUCUGUGUGUGUGUGUGUGUGUGUGUGUGUGUGUGUAUGAAAGAGAGACAGAUAGAGACACAUGGAUUUUUUGGGGGUGUGUUUUAUAGACUGAAUGUUUGUGUCCCCACAAAGUUAGUAUGUUGAAACCCUAAUCUCCAAUGCGAUGGUAUUUGGAGGUCAGACUUUUUAAAAAUAAAUGUUUAUUUAUUUUAGAAAGAUUGAGAGAGAGAGAGUGAAUGUGAGCGGGGAAGGGGCAGAGAGAGAGCAUGACAGAGGAUCUGAAGCAGGCUCUGCACUGACAGCACUGAGCCCGGUCUGGGGUUCGAACUCACAAACCAAACUGUGAGAUCAUGACUUGAACCAAAGUUGGACACUCAACCAACUGAGCCACCCAGGCACCCCUGGAGGUGGGACUUUUGGGAGGUAAUUAGGUUAUGAGAGUGGAACCCUCGUGAGGGAGUGAGUGCCCUUAUCAGAAGAGACCGAAAAGACCUUGCUUUCUCCCCCUCCCCCUCCCUCUCCCCCAGACACUGUAUAUGGAUGCCAGGAAGACGGUUCUCACCAGAACCUGAUGUGCUGGCACAGUGAUCUUGGACUUCCAGCCUGAAGAACCGUAAGGAGUAAAUGUUUGUUGUUGAAGUUACCCAGUGUCUGGUGUUCUGGUUAGAGCAGCCCAUGCCAACUAAGACAGCAUGGAAGAGAGCGGUGAACGUGAGAACUCUGGUGUAUCUGUCAGUCCCGGACUUUGUCUUUGGUGGAAGACUGCAAAUGUUUACAGCAGUGUUGAUAAGACACAGAAGUUUUGGAAUAAAACUCAGAAGGAUCUGAAAUUAUACAUUUAUUCCUUCUAUCAGAACGGCACUUGUUGGGAUGAGCACUGUUGUAUGGAAACCAGUUUGACAAUAAAUUAUAUUAAAAAAGAAAUAAAAUAAGAAGAAUUCAGCCAUUUAUAUGAAGAAAAAAAAGGAAUGUAGAAAUAAUAUGAAAACAAAUGCCUCCAAUGAAUUCACAAUGUCUUAAAAUGGUGUGCUGAACUGAGUUGCCUGGACUGAGGUUGGGUGCUGGGAACACUGGGCUUCUGAGUAGUAUGGUUGUAGAGAGGGUCUGUACUAUAGAUGGUGUUCUGGAAAUUCAGUGUAGAAAAUGAUCUUAAGAUUGUUAGGAGCUGUGAGAGCCACAUCAGAAUCUCAUCGUGGCCUGUGGUGUUUUACAAAUCUCAAAUUGCUACUGUUUGGGAAUCUGGUUGAUAUUUCCAUAACAUCUCAGAUCCCUAGCUGCUCUUAGAGCCCAGGUCUUCUGGUAUCCUUGGGCUGGCGUUCCUCCUUGGCUGCAGUUGUGGCAGCUCUGUUCAGGUGGGUGAACAUGUGAAUUUGGUUUGCCAUGCUCCCCACCACUCCCUGUUGCCUCCCAGACAUGAGCUGCAAUUGGAAGUCAGUUGCUGGAGAUAAUCAGGCUUAUUAUGCUGUUGUUCCUGGAUCUUCUUAACUUUUUGGGUGUCCUGACUACCCGAGUAGACCAUUGAGUUGGCUUUCAAACACCCCUAACCUCAACACUGUGAAUUCUCUCCUGAAAUUACAAUAACAUUUUGCUCUCCUUGCUGGGGGCUGGAUCAUUCUUUCAGAGAUAGUUGCCGAAAACUUGCAGGUCACAGGGAUUGUGUGAACCUCUAGGUAGAACCGCUAUUUAAUGACUGACUCCAGGUCACUCUCCUUUGAAUGUUCCUGUCACAACUAGCAGGGUUGGUACGUUGUUUUUCGUCUGAUAACCUUGGUCCCACCAUGUCUCUGCCUGGCCCAUGAGUGAGAAAUGCGAAUAGUUUCCAGUAUCCCAGGCUCUUCCCAUUCACCUGAGCUGUAAUUUGAGCACCACAACACCACCAGUGCCUGCUGCACUUUCUUUAGGCUUGGGUCUCGUCAUUGACCUUGGUGCUGACGUGUGUGUUGGCUCUAUGCUGGCUGUGCCUUGGGAGCUGGUGUUUUAAAAUAGAUUGUCCUGUCAAGAGCACCCAGGUGGUGGACCUUCAGUGGUAGGGAGAGCUAUUUAAAGGCGUAGCAUGACUGGAGAGUUCUGAACCAACCCAAUGAGGGAUGUCUUUCAGGGGCCAGAUGUAGAUAGUGAGACCAGGGCCAGUUUGGGGAAUGCUGUGGGAAAGCAAGUUUCUCCACUCUGAGAGGAGGCAGGGGUGGCGGUGGGGAGCAGUAGGGAGGAACAGGGAGGUGGAGUGGGCUCUCAUCUGAUUUCUGUGCUAACUCGGGUCCUCCCCAUCUCCCCACAACUGGAAAGCUUCUUUCAGGAAUGUUUUUUUCUUUGGCUAUCCAUUGCUUCCUUCAGAUAACGGAGGGCUAAGUCAAUAGUGUGUCAAAUUUUUGUGCACCCAUUAUUGGAUAUAAGGUAGGGAAACCUUUCUGCGGUGAUGACUUAGGAGUCUAUGGUACUCAUUAGUCUUUAGCUGGCUCCAACAGCACCAUUCUGGGCACUUCCCCAUGGCCCCCCUGCUCUCCCUGGGCUCUGCUAAGUCUUUGCCUUAUUGUCCUUCCAUAUUGUCCUAAGCUCUGUCCUGUGAAAUCCUGGCCUUCAGCCUGGAGCUGAUGAGUUCUUGCUUAGGACGUAGAAGGGAAUAGCAUGUUCGGCUAAAAUAAUUCAUGCAUGCUACAGUCGUGUUUUAACUUUCCUGGGUCAAUAGUUAUGAAUGAGAAGAAACCACCAAUUGAGGAUGAGUUACUGAUUUGUGAGGGGGGGAUCAUGAGAUGUCUUAUUUAUCUUUGCUUUACUUGGUCUGCUGGAAAAAUGUAAGGAAAUCCGAUUUGUUGUAGCCACACUUCAUUCCAUCUUCCUCUUCCUCCCUCUCCACUGCUAACUCGGAUGUGGAUACCUCCUAAUGCACAGGAGAAGGGUCACUGCUUGAGGAGAGGGCACUGGGCACGUGCUGGCUCAGGAAGCCCCACCAGGUACUGCAGGGACCCCACAAAUCAUGCUCCGUGGACUGUAGUUCCUUUGGCUCCAAGGCAAAGAGCACGGUCGUCUUCUCCACACUGGUGUCCCUGUAUCUGGCACGGUAUCGCAGCCAGAAUGAGCAGCUAAAGAAAAAUAUUUGUUGAAUGAGUGAAAACAACAUAUGAUGUAUGACUGUAAAGCCAGAGUCUCUUUCCCCAAACGGGGCCGGAAAUUGGUAUCUAAUGGUAUCGCAUAGUCACAUCUCCUUCGCGCAUCGCAGACAGACAGGUCAGGAGCAGCUGAGAAAGCCAGUGCUGCUCAGCCUUCCCUACUCUCGGCCCAGUCAUUUUGUAAGGUAGAGUCACACGUUUGGAUGUAUUUCUGUUUUGGAAGAUCCAAAGAAAUAAGCAAAAAUGAUCCAUGGUGCGAUCCAUAGGAGAAUUUUGGCUGCACGGCAGCAUUUGUGCCCCGACCACUUAUACUGUACAUUCAAGAAUCUUCCUGUGGCCCUUGAUUAGCCAUUAUCGGGCAUCUCUUUGCAUUGAACUUGAGAAAAGAGCAAUGAUUGGUUGGUUCGGGGCGCCCUGUGUCAGUAGGGCAGCCGGCACACUGGCUUACUUUACCGUCUCCCAAGUUUCCUUGCUGUGAGUCUGCCACAGAAGAAAUCUACCUUUUCUUAGUUGUGGCCAGCGUUCGGGCUUGCCACACUUCCUCCUGGGGACGCAAAGAAGUGCACGCCUGUGCCCUGUGCUGUGCACAGGAGAUUUGAGAUAAGGGAGCCUGUGUGCUCCUUUCUGCAGGCUGCCUCUCACCCUGCAUUUAGGGAAGUGUCGCUGGCCUGCUGUGUGCCCUGCAACGGGAUGUUUUUCUUCUCUUUUCCUCUUGCUGUACGUUAUCUUUAGCCUGAAGCAGUCCCUGGUGUUUUGCUUCAGGAUUUUCUUUGUCCCUAGGGAGUAAUUGCUUAGAAAAUGCCCUCUUGUCAGAAACUCAAAGUCUCCAAUACCAUGAUUUGGUAGCAGAAACUCUUCUGUCAUUUGGCUUAAUGUUUUAAGUGUUGCUAAUGGCCAAGAGCUGGCAGCGUGAUGGUGGGUCCCUUUGGAAGCCAGUUGGGCCAAUUGGACCGUCGGCUGUCCACUUUUGUCAGUGUGGGAAUGCUCACUUGGGGACCAGCCCACUUACCAGAGGCACUCCGAUCUUUUAAUGCUUUCGUGCUUUGGAGAAUUAUAGGAGCCAUAUGCUGCUUCACAGGUAAGCAAGACUUGCUAAAAAUAGAGCUUAAAUGGCCCACUGUUGUGGCAUUGGAAAUAAUGGCUUUUUAUUUUUAGGCCAGCCUUUGUUAGCCCUCACUCCUCUCAAGCUUGGGUAAUAGGAAUCACAGAGCAAGACUUUUGUCAGUUGGACACUGUUAGAGUUUGAACCCUCACUCCCAGCCAGUUGGAAAGAGAAUCCAAAUCUCUUGAAACAUGGAGUGCUGACCGCCCUGUCACUCCGCUUCUUCACCCCCACCCUCUAUUCAGGAGGAUCCUGUGUCACUGCGCGUUAAGGGUGCUCAGCACACACACAGAAAAUACGUUCAGAAGAGUGAGUUGUGCCUCUCUGUGGGUGUCUGGCGCUGGCCAAACGAAUAAUCAGAACAGAUUAUCACAUACAUACCAGCUCUGAGGCCACCGAAGAACAACACGGAGACUCAGACCCACGUACUUUGGGGUUGGGGUGGUCCGAAAUGGAAGUUGUUCUCACCAUACUGAGUUGCAGAGUGAUGCAGUCAAUGAUAGGUAAGAACAGGCUUAACUUCCAUUGCUCAUUUCAUAAGUAAUAAUCUCAUUUUACUAUCCCCAUUCUUGCCCACCUUCAGUUACAGAAAUAACUCUGAGUGGGUUUUCUUUUUAAAGAUCUGUGUCAAGCAAAUACCUCAUAAAAAUGGCACAGGCAAAGUGUUCUAUUUAGAAUUGCCCUGUGACACAAACCCACGUGUGUUUUCUGUCCCCGGGCCCCGGGUUCUUUAGAGGUAAGGCCUAAAGGAAUGGAGGCCAGUGGCCUUCAGGGGAGGCAAGUGUUGCGGACUUUGCGCAGAUAGUUUUACUUAAGACUCACUCGUUUAUUAGGCCUGAAACAAGCUACCGUGGCACUUGACGGCCAGGUUUAUUUAUUUGGCAUUGCUGCCAUUGCAAAUGGCCACAGAAUUCGUGGCUUAGGACAGCACAAAUUUAUUGUCUCACUGUUCUUUAGGUCACAAGUCUGACGUGGGUCUCACUGGGUUAGAUUCGUGUUGACAGGGCUCUGCUCCUUUCUGGGAAACUCUAGGGAAAAUUAUAUUCCCUUGUCUUUUCCAGCAUCUAGAGACCAUUCAUAUUCCUUGGCUCAUGACCCCCCUCCUCCAUCUUCAAAGCCUGCAGCAGGGGGUCCUCUCCUCACAUCCCAUCACUCUGGCCUUCUCUUUGCCCCCAACUUAGACUUUUACGGAUCCUUAGGAUUACAUUAGGUCCACUGGGAUAAUUCAGGCUAAUCUCCCAAUUUUAAGGUCAGCUAAUUAGCCAGCUUAAUUUCACCUGCAACUUUACUGUCCCUUUGCCAGGUAUUCACAGGUUCCAGGGAUUAGGGUGUGGAUAUCUGAUGUAGGGGAGGCGGCACUGUUUCUGCCUCCCACACCAGGGAUGCUGUUUUCCUUUUUGUAAAUUCCAAUAAAACGAAUGUGCAGUGUUAUGUUAGUUUCAGGUGGGGACAUUGUUUUUCUUGCUCUCUGUGUGCGGUACGGCCGACGAGGCAGCCAUUUUGGCGGCAGCCUGUGUGGAAGACAACUUCCAUCUUUGCAGAGUUUGAGGAAGUUGAAAAGGAGGUUUCACUCAGCCCAGCGGGCUGUGAAGUUUGUCGGAUACCUUGUUGCUGUGUAGACUGUCCUGGAGUUUUGAUGAUCCCAGCUGAUACUCUCACUGAGGGCUACCCUCUCCCGGGGCGGCUGGGGUUUAGAGGUUGCACUGAAGGAGAGCCAGGAGUUGGGAUGGCUGGCAACAGCUGGGCUGACCAGCAAGAGGGGAAUGAGGAAGCAGGGGGAUGUGGACAGGAAAUGAGACGAGUCUGCCCCUUGGGAGGAAGAAAAUAGAAGACGGGCUUGAUUACAUCUGGCUCUAAAGAAAAUAAAAGCAUGGGCUUUCAUGAGUGCUUUGUGAUCGAUUCCACUGUUGAGUCAACUUGAAGACUCUGGGCUAAAUAAAUUCGUUGGGUCAGGUUUUGGACAUUCUGUGUACUCCAGCCCUUGCAAGCCCAGGGAGUUCAGUGUGGACUCUUGGUGUCUCAGGGGAGGCUUGCCACUGACCGAAUGGCCCUCUCUGGUGACAGUAACAGUCCAGCUGGAGACCUUGUCCCUGGAGGACUCUGCUCUGGGGGUGUAGACUUGAUCUGGCACAUGCUCACAGGGCCAUAAGCUCGUUCUCAGAAAUCCUAACCCAUUAUCUGUUGUGAACUGACCUAAAGUGGUUUGUCCUUUGAAGAAUUGUCAAAUUCUUUUGGGAAACAGUUGAUGGGAGCUUUGUGUGUUCUUUCCCACAGUCCCAUGACUAGGAGGUAUGUUGCAGGGAAAGCAAGUCUCAGACCAACUUUGGCCACUCAUUAAACAUUUGUUAGCAAGCAGGCUUAGAGAGAGCCCCGUCUGUACUUUUUGCUCUGCAAAGUUCCAGCUCUCUGCCCAAGUGAGGGAUAGUCAGGGAAGAUGUUGAUGGUGUUCCAGUGGCAGGAUUCCACUAGCCCCCAGGGAGGGGACAGGGCCCUUCUUUAAUCAUUGUCCAAGGGUCCUGAGAGAGCCCCUUUUCUAAAGAGGAUGGAUUGCUGCUAUUCCUAGAUUCUUUUGUGUGGUUCUUGCUAGGGUCGCGAUGCCAGCACGGUAUUUUCACCCAAUCCAGAGAGCAGGGAGCCAUUGCUCAUUUCCAUUAUGCCAGUUGACUAACUCUGCUGCAGAUGGGCUCUGAUUAGCCUUUCAAAUGCUGACCCACUAUCCCUGGAGUGUUCUUUUCUGAUUUGGGUACUUCAAAUGUGAACUGACCACCCUCAGGGUAAGGAUUAAUGAAUGUACAACUGUAUAUAUUGCACUAUUUUUAAAGGGUGGAUUGGUUUUUAAAACUUUUUUAAAUUUUUGGUUUUUCUCUUAAAUUUAAGGAAAAGAUGCAAAAUUAGUAUAGAGAGUUUCCAUACAUCCCUCACUCAGCUUCGCCCAAUGUUCACAUCUUACAUAAUCACAGUGCUGUUAUCACAACCAGGAAAUCAACAUGGUGUAAUACUGUUUACUAAAGAUCUUGUUUAAUUUCUUAAGUUUUUCCACUAAUGUCUUUUGUUGUUGUUGUUGUUGUUGUUGUUCUAGGAUCCUAUCCAGGAUCCCACAUUGCAUUUAGUUGUUAUUUCUCCUCAGUACCCUGUGUUCUAUGACAUUUGCUCAGUCUUUCCUUGUCCUUCAUGACCUUGACGCUUUUGAAGAGUAUUGAUCAGUAUUGUGUUGAAUGUCCUUCAGACUGGGUUUUUUCAUGAUUGGACUGAGGUUAUGCAUUUUUUAACGGUGGCAAAAAAAUAUAUAUAUAUACAUAUAUAUAUAUGCAUA